Molecule: messenger RNA, 886 nt
Organism: Haliotis rubra (blacklip abalone)
Lineage: Eukaryota; Metazoa; Mollusca; Gastropoda; Lepetellida; Haliotidae
Product: E3 ubiquitin-protein ligase MIB1-like
Exons: 5
Coding region: 98-886 (262 amino acids)
Biological process (GO): protein ubiquitination
Cellular component (GO): cytoplasm
Molecular function (GO): ubiquitin-protein transferase activity; zinc ion binding
Source: RefSeq, a predicted model, not a curated record
GCCAUUUUCAGAACUCGAUUUGACAGAUAUUCACUCACACCCGAGAAGUGAUCAUAACUGUUUUUAGUGUAUGAGGACGUAAUACAGCCUCUUCAGAAUGGACUCGGGUGCGAGUAGCAGUAGGGGGCUCCGUAUGAAUGUGAUGGAGGGUGUAGGGGCACGAGUGGCCCGUGGACCUGACUGGAAAUGGGGUAAACAAGACGGAGGGGAAGGUCACGUUGGCACUGUCAGAAACUUCGAAUCACCGGAGGAAGUUGUAGUGGUGUGGGAUAACGGGACAGCAGCUAAUUACAGAUGUGCUGGAGCUUACGACCUCAGAAUCUUAGACAGUGCACCAACCGGAAUCAAGCACGAUGGCACCAUGUGUGAUAUGUGCAGACAACAGCCCAUAUUUGGUAUCCGAUGGAAGUGUGCAGAGUGUCCUAACUAUGACUUGUGUUCUGUGUGUUACCAUGGUGACAAGCACAAUCUCAGACACCGCUUUUACAGAAUUGGCACUCCUGGAAAUGAAAGGGUGCUGCUGGAACCUCGCAGAAAGAGCAAGAAGAUCACGGCCAGGGGGAUUUACCCUGGGGCCAGGGUUGUGCGAGGUGUCGACUGGCAGUGGGAAGACCAGGACGGGGGCAACGGACGAAGGGGGAAGGUUACUGAAAUACAGGAUUGGAGCUCGGCUAGUCCCCGCAGUGCUGCCUACGUUCUGUGGGAUAAUGGGGCCAAGAACCUGUACAGGGUUGGAUUUGAGGGCAUGGCGGACCUUAAGGUGAUGAAUGAUGCCAAGGGCGGGUCCUUCUACCGAGACCACCUACCUCUACUGGGUAAGUCAGUUUGUGUAGUGUACCAGGUUUACACACUCCGACCAGGGUCCAUGCUUAAUGCCACCGUAUAA